Coturnix japonica (Japanese quail) is the source of this 3040-nucleotide messenger RNA. It is a transcript of the gene LRRC1, whose product is annotated as leucine rich repeat containing 1. Gene Ontology annotation, biological process: embryo development; neurotransmitter receptor transport, endosome to postsynaptic membrane; receptor clustering. Gene Ontology annotation, molecular function: protein kinase binding. Lineage: Eukaryota; Metazoa; Chordata; Aves; Galliformes; Phasianidae. Gene Ontology annotation, cellular component: postsynaptic membrane; basolateral plasma membrane; adherens junction. The record is from RefSeq and is a predicted model, not a curated record.
CCGCCGUGUUCCGGGUCAGGCGCGGGAAUGCGCGGCGUCCGCCAGCAGCGCAGCGCCCGGCGCCCCGCGAUGCCCCUGCGGGGCCGGCAGCGGCCCAACGAGGGACAAUAGGGGGCUGCUCUCGCCGCGCUCCGGCUCCCUCCCGCCGUUCUCCCGCCUCCCGGGGCCGGCGACGCGCUCGCCCGGGGCCGCUUCCCUCCUCCGGGACGCGCUGGAUGCGCGUUGCCGCCGUCUCGCCGGGUCCCGCGGCGUCGAGCGGCCGGCGGGGAGGGGGCGGCGGUGAGCGGCGUCGCCCGCCCCGCGGCCCCCAGCGGCCCGUCCCCCCGGCGGGGCGGCGCGCUCCGCGGCGAUGUUCCACUGCAUCCCCCUGUGGCGGUGCAACCGUCACGUGGAGUCCAUCGACAAGCGGCACUGCUCGCUGGCCGCCGUGCCCGAGGAGAUUUACCGCUACAGCCGCAGCCUGGAGGAGCUGCUGCUGGACGCCAACCAGCUCCGCGAGCUGCCCAAGCCUUUCUUCCAACUUGUGAAGUUACGGAAACUUGGACUUAGCGAUAAUGAAAUCCAGCGGCUCCCUCCAGAAAUAGCGAAUUUCAUGCAGCUGGUGGAACUCGAUUUGUCUCGUAAUGAUAUUCCUGAAAUACCAGAAAGCAUCUCGUUCUGCAAGGCGCUACAGGUAGCAGAUUUCAGUGGGAAUCCACUAACUAGGUUGCCUGAAAGCUUUCCUGAAUUACAGAAUCUAACGUGUCUUUCAGUAAAUGAUAUCUCUCUGCAAGCACUACCUGAAAACAUUGGGAAUCUUUAUAACCUGGCUUCACUGGAACUCAGAGAGAAUUUGCUGACAUAUUUGCCCGAAUCGCUUGCCCAGCUGCAGCGUCUAGAAGAACUUGAUUUAGGAAACAAUGAACUUUAUCACUUGCCAGAAACAAUUGGUGCACUUUUCAAUCUUAAAGACCUAUGGUUGGAUGGAAACCAAUUAGCUGAAAUACCUCAGGAAGUAGGAAACCUGAAAAACCUGCUUUGUCUGGACGUUUCUGAAAAUAAAUUGGAAUGCCUUCCUGAAGAAAUUAAUGGGCUGACUUCUUUAACAGACUUGCUUGUUUCUCAGAAUUUACUUCAAGUCUUACCCGAUGGCAUUGGCAAAUUGAGGAAGCUGUCGAUUUUGAAGGUUGAUCAGAACAAACUUAUUCAGCUAACAGAUUCAAUUGGAGACUGUGAAAGCCUUACUGAACUAGUUCUAACAGAAAAUCAACUGCAGAUAUUACCGAAGAGCAUUGGAAAACUGAAGAAGCUGAACAAUUUGAAUGCCGAUAGAAACAAAUUAACAUCUUUGCCCAAAGAGAUUGGGGGAUGCUGCAGUCUUAAUGUGUUUUCUGUACGUGACAACAGAUUAUCUCGAAUUCCCUCUGAAAUUUCACAAGCCACUGAACUUCAUGUCCUGGAUGUUGCUGGAAACAGGCUGACGUAUCUUCCCAUCUCACUGACCACCUUAAAGCUGAAGGCUUUGUGGUUGUCUGAUAACCAGUCCCAACCUUUGCUGACGUUUCAGACUGACACAGACCCCGAAACAGGAGAAAAGAUUUUAACAUGUGUAUUACUUCCUCAAAUGCCUUCUGAGCCUGGUUGCCAAGCAGAUAACCUGCCACGAUGUGGUGCGUUGGAGAGUUUGGUAAAUGAAAUGUCAGAUGAAACAUGGAAUGAGCGGGCAGUGAACAGAGUCAGUGCAAUUCGCUUCUUAGAAGAUGAAAAAGAUGAAGAGGAUAAUGAAAUGAGAACACUUCUAAGGCGAGCCACUCCACACCCUGGAGAAUUAAAGAACAUGAAAAAGACAGUGGAGAAUUUACGGAAUGAUAUGAAUGCUGCUAAAGGACUGGAUUCAAACAAAAACGAGGUCAAUAAUGCCAUUGACAGAGUGACCACUUCUGUGUAGAAUUUCAUCUCCAGGUUUUACCUCCUGUGUCUUCCCCUGCUGUUGAAAUGUUCCUGUCGUCUUCUGGGACCUCACUGAGCCCCCCUUUUGUUUCUAAGCAGAACCCGAUUCAUCGUCUCCAUAUAUGUGAAAAGUACUACCCACUGGAAGAAAGUGCCUUAUUUCAUCCAGGCAGUGAAUCAAUCAUUUCCAAAUCAAUAUUGUGAUUUUAAUAGUACGAUGGUUUUUUAAGUAUAAUACACUACUGUAUGCAGAAUACGAUAUUUUUGUCAUAAACACAGGGGAAAUAAUGCUUUUCUUUUCCAGAGUGCUGGGAUAUCUUCUUCCCAGUGGCUGGACGUGCUGGUGAGAAUUUAAGUUUUGUGGAAAAUUGAUAAACUUUUUUUUUUUUUUUUUUUUAAUUAUUAUUAUUAUUUUGGCAGCUCAGAUGGUGUAAAUUUUAAAAUUUUGUAUAGAACUUUCAUAACAAAAUGAUGUAUUUCAUUUUUAAGAGAAAAUUUAUCUUGAGCGGUACUUAUUUUAGUAUUUGUGGAAGAGAACAAGUUUCAUGGACAGCUGUAUUCAUUUGUUUGUACCACCCAUUGUGCCUUAUUGUGUCUCGUAUGUCAUUCUAGUCUUAAAAUAGCAAUUCUUGAGGAAAGCGAGUACAUUUAAACUUGGUCUCCUGUUUCAGCUGUGUUUUUUCUUUUCAGACGGUAGUUUGUUGAGAGUUUUACAAAACAAAGUUUAUGUUUCUACCAUGGGAUUUUAGUUCACGAAGCACAAGUGUUCGUUUUGUUAUAUAUGGAAUUAAGAUUAAAAUGACCCAACUGCUAUUGUUUAUUACAUGUUGCACUCACACUUUAACUUAGUUGUAACGAAACGUUUUGUUUUGGAUGCAGCGUUGCAUUGCAGUCACUACAAAUUCAUGCUUUUUUUUUUUUUUUUUUUUCCCCCAAAUGUGCCAUCUGUAAAAAUAACUUCAAAAGCAGCACGACAGACUUUCAGAAGCACAGUAUAAUUCUAGUUUUAUGUAUUACACAAGAGAAAGCAUGAUUCUUUUAAGUGCUUUGGUGGUUUUAUACAAGUUUAUAAAACCAUAAUAAUAAUAAUAAAAAUCUUUAAAAGCUUCAA